This is a messenger RNA of Gongylonema pulchrum, 608 nucleotides long. NCBI's taxonomy places the organism in Eukaryota, Metazoa, Nematoda, Chromadorea, Rhabditida, Gongylonematidae. The record is from the annotation of a GenBank genome assembly.
AUGCUGGACGUACUGAAUCGACGUAAUAAUGAUCGUAAGCUUGUGGAAACAACUGUUUUUGCAACAGUCCUCUUCAUCAUUCUUGCCAGUCGCAUAAAGCGUCGUGUUGCUUAUAUUAACUUAUUAUUCCUUGCCACUGUAUUUACUACACUGUGUUGGUACUCAUUUCGAGUAUCAGUAGCAGUUUGGUCAUUACCCGUACUGCUGUACAGUCGAUUUUUUGAUGGAACCGAUCAAAGGUAUCAUUUGCUGCAGUUUUGGGUAAUUUGUGUUUGUGCAACACUUCUCUUCUGUUUCAUCGUCAAUCAUUCAUCACACAGUACAACGGUGCAUCGAAAAUUUUUCCACUUGACUGUUUCGCUUGUUUGCGUUACUGGCAUACAAUAUGAUUUUGAACUAAUUUGGCUUUCUGCUUGGCUGAUGCUUUGUGUUUUUGCUAUUGUUGAGGCAAGUUCUGAGAUCUUGAAGUUUGUUCAUUUUGUUUUUUUUUUUCAAAGAUCUCUUAAUGUGUGCAGUUGCAAUCAUGCAAGGGUCAAAGCACACUGCCCCAUUGGUUGGCUGCUACUAAACUCCACGCACCAAUUCGUGGUACCUGCAAGAAAGUAAAC